UAGGCGCUGUUCCAACAGCAAGCUGCAAAACACAAAUCGAUUGUUUAUUUUGUGUUUGUUUACAUUUUUCGAGCGAACAAAUGGCUUCGACUUUGCUAUCACCUAUGGUGGAUUAUUACAACGAUGAAGAGGAGCUCGAUAGCGUGGACGACGACGAUGACCGGAGUUUCAGGGGAAGAGAUUCAGAAGAAGACACAGAAGAUGCCAGUGAAACAGAUCUUGCCAAGCACGACGAGGAUGACUAUGUUGAAAUCAAAGAGCAGAUGUACCAAGACAAACUGGCCUCUCUGAAAAGACAGUUACAGCAAUUACAAGAAGGUACACUGCAGGAGUAUCAGAAGAGGAUGAAAAAGCUGGACCAGCAGUACAAAGAGAGACUCAGAAAUGCAGAUUUGUUUCUCCAGCUCGAGACAGAGCAGGUGGAGAGGAACUACAUCAAGGAGAAGAAGGCGGCAGUAAAGGAGUUUGACGAUAAAAAGGUUGAACUGAAAGAAAAUCUAAUUGCAGAGCUGGAGGAGAAGAAGAAGAUGAUCGAGAACGAAAAAUUAACAAUGGAGCUGACGGGCGAUUCGAUGGAGGUAAAACCUAUCAUGACUCGGAAGUUGAGGCGACGGCCAAAUGAUCCGGUCCCAAUACCAGACAAACGGAGAAAACCGGCACCAGCUCAGCUAAAUUAUUUGUUAACAGAUGAACAGAUAAUGGAAGAUCUAAGAACACUUAAUAAGCUUAAGUCACCAAAACGGCCAGUGUCUCCCUCGUCUCCAGAGCACGUCCCCUCCGCUCCCAUGGAGAACCCCUCCCAGCGUUACGAGGCCCGCAUCGAGGAGGGGAAGCUUUACUACGACAAAAGAUGGUACCAUAAGAGCCAGGCCAUCUACCUGGAGUCAAAGGACAACACAAAGAUUAGCUGUGUCAUCAGCUCAGUGGGGACCAAUGAGAUUUGGGUGAGGAAGACGAGUGACAGUACAAAGAUGAGGAUCUACCUGGGACAGCUGCAGAGGGGAGCGUUUGUCAUCCGUCGACGGUCGGCUGCGUGAAACAUUACCCCCACCCCCCACCCAACCCCCAUCUGUUCAUUUAUCCAUCCAUCCACCCGCUCGUUCAGCCCGUUUCCCUAUUUGGUGCAUCUCAGUUGAGUUUGACAUGUGGCCUCUUAUUCUUCAUCAUACACACUAACCCCUCCUUACACAAACACACACACAGAAACACAGUCUUCCAGGGCCAAAAAUACCUAGAGAUUUUUCAACAUAAACCAAAUGAUAGUACAGUAAAAGGGGUCAUAUGCUGACUGUUUCCCAGCAUUAUUUGUCACUAUGUGGCAUGUGUAUGAAGGAGGUUUUCUGAAUCUUUUCCACACCAUGCAGUCCUUUUCCACUUACCAUUAAGUUAUUUUGUCUCGAGCAGCCUCACGUUGUCCCACAGUCCUCACGCCUUUCAAAGUGUGUCACUGGUGACAUGUAACACAGCAAGCACUGAAAAACAGACAAGGAGAUGCUUUAAAUCCAGCUGAUAAUCAUGAAUGACUGAUGUUACAGUUUCCUUACAGCAGGAGUCAUUUUUCAAAAGAAUAUGCCUUUUGCACUGUCACCAAGAAAUGGCUGCUUGCUAUGCUGACGGUUCGUCCUAAUAACAUGUUUAAAAAGUUAGAUGUAUUAAAACGUAAAUUUCUUAUUUGAAAAAAAAGUAUUUUGAGGUUUUUAUGUUAUUUUUUUGCCAUUUUAUGUGAGCCUCUCCAUGUGUGAACGAUUUGGAUUAGUUCAGACUGUAUUUGCAUGUGGAGCGCUAAGUUAAUUGUUGAUUUGUACUGUGUUUCAUUUUAUUAAAAUGUUCUCUGCAUUUUAUUAA
Plectropomus leopardus (leopard coralgrouper) is the source of this 1845-nucleotide messenger RNA. RefSeq names its product SDS3 homolog, SIN3A corepressor complex component (gene suds3). The record is from RefSeq and is a predicted model, not a curated record. Lineage: Eukaryota; Metazoa; Chordata; Actinopteri; Perciformes; Serranidae.